Molecule: messenger RNA, 474 nt
Organism: Hydra vulgaris (swiftwater hydra)
Lineage: Eukaryota; Metazoa; Cnidaria; Hydrozoa; Anthoathecata; Hydridae
Product: histone-lysine N-methyltransferase SETMAR-like
Molecular function (GO): nucleic acid binding
Source: RefSeq, a predicted model, not a curated record
AUGGAUGAAACAUGGCUCCAUCACCACACUCCGGAGUCCAAUCGACAGUCAGCUGAGUGGACUGCACGCGAUGAACCGACUCCAAAGCGUGGAAAGACUCAACAAUCGGCUGGGAAGGUUAUGGCCUCUGUUUUUUUGUAUACGCAUGGUAUAAUUUUCAUCGAUUACCUUGAGAAGGGAAAAACCAUCAACAGUGACUAUUACAUUGCGUUAUUGGAGCGUUUGACGGAUGAAAUUGCAAAAAAAACGACCUCAUUUGAAGAAGAAAAAAGUUCUGUUUCAUCAAGACAACACGCACGACAAGACGCAACGUGUCACAAGUCAAUAAAUACGAUGCUUGAAUUGAACGAAUUGGGCUUCGAAUUGCUUCCUCAUCCACCGUAUUCUCCAGAUUUAGCCCCCAGUGACUUUUUCUUGUUCUCAGAUCUCAAGAGAAUGCUCGCUAGUAACAAAUUUAAAGCAAUGAAGAGGUGA